AUGGAUCCAGCACCUGUGCCGACCCCAAUGGAUCCAGCACCCGUGCCGACCCCGAAGGGUCCAACACCCGUGCUGCCCCUGAAGGAGCUAGCACCCGUGCCGACCCCGGAGGGUCCAGCACCCGUGCCGUGCCCGAAGGCCCCGACACUUGACCCAAUGAAGGAUCCAAUGGAACCACUAAAAGUGGAACCGACCGACCCACUCGAGGUUAAUCCAGAAACCGUCCCAAAUGGGUUGUCAAACACCCAAGGGGUUGUUGAUGAAGAGGUUGAGAAGCCAGGAGUCAGAAUCAUCGUUAUGUCCGACGACGUGUUGACGGGGGACACGGUGGAUGGAACGGUGGCAGCGGCAGUAGAUGGGUCAGUCGACAUCUCCAAGCAAAGGUGUUGA
Messenger RNA from Salvia splendens (bonfire salvia), 390 nucleotides. RefSeq names its product vegetative cell wall protein gp1-like. NCBI's taxonomy places the organism in Eukaryota, Viridiplantae, Streptophyta, Magnoliopsida, Lamiales, Lamiaceae. The transcript has a single exon. The record is from RefSeq and is a predicted model, not a curated record. Bases 1 to 390 code for a protein of 129 amino acids.